Gryllus bimaculatus (two-spotted cricket) is the source of this 525-nucleotide messenger RNA. Lineage: Eukaryota; Metazoa; Arthropoda; Insecta; Orthoptera; Gryllidae. The record is from the annotation of a GenBank genome assembly.
AUGAAUUUACGAAUACGCUGCAGCUCUGAUCUAGAUUUUAAAUACUUCGUGCUGUGUUCAUGCUGCGUAGAUCCUUCACUUCUGCCUAAGCUCAAGAGCGACGCUAGUUCCGGGCAGAUCCUCCUAAUCACCGAGAGCGGGGCCGUCGCGGCGACGUGGACCGAGAAGGGUCUCCAGAGGGCCGUGGCCAACGCCCGCCCCCCUGCUACGUCAGCGUCCGCCCGCCCAAUCAGCGCGCAACGGCCCGCGGCGGCCGUGCGAAUUUUUACGGCGCCUUCCAACGACCUUUUUGUCGACACAGGCUGCCGCGGCGAUCGCGUGACGCUGGUCGCUUCCCAGGAAGCCAGAAGUUCGGGGCGCUUUCAGAAAAUGUUAGCCGCCUGGGAUAUGAAUAGAGAUAUUUCUAUAAGAAGAGACCGCUUUGACAGUUGCUGUUUGGCAACUGCUGGAAUCAUAACUGCAAGUUCAUGCACUGAUCUUGUCAAACGCAAAAGAAAUGUCUUACAAUUAAUAAUAAAUAUAUAA